AUGCUUCAUCUGAAACCGGAAAACUUGCUGGUACAAAAAACGUUGACCGAGGCGUGGAACGCCAACGAAAGUGGCACACCAUUGACUUUGGACAGAGUCAUCUCAGAUUUCGAUUACACGACGCUGCACCUCUCAAACUCGCCAGAGAACAAAGCAGUAUUAUGGUUGAGUAUCAAAACCAAAGCGUGGCAGAGUGUUUUGAAGUGCGGAGAAGGCUUUUUAGAGCAUCUAGAAAGCAAAUACAGUGCUUUUCCAGGAAUCGCUCCAGUGGGGCCUGAACAAGGAUAUGACUAUACUCUGACGGUGGACUUGGGACAGCUGCAACCAGACGCAAUCGUGCAGCUCUCGCUGCUCAAGAUCCAUGUUAUGAGCUUCGCUUUCCAAUUGGCGUUUCACGAGUUCUCAAAGCUGAGUCAACAGACACAGGAUCCAGCUUCAUUUUCGGGCUCUAACGAUACGGGAAUCGUGCGCCAGCUGCAAUACCGUGACGACGAGAACAUUUUUGUGAAACCUUCCAACGACCGUAUCACUGUGAUAUUUGAAACCUUUUUCCAGGAUGAGACGGACAAAGUCUUUGGGAAAGUGUUUUUACAAGAAUUUGUGGACGCCAGAAAGCGGAACCGGAGCAUCCAGUCUGCUCCACAGGUGCUUUUCUCACACGAACCACCUCUAGAGGCGGCGUCGUUGAUGUCAGCACGCAAGGCCGACAAGAACAGACGAUUUAUCACGUUCGUGCUAUUCCCACGUCAUUUCCAGACACCAGAGCUACAGUUCUCUACGGUUUGCCAUCUGGUGCUAUUCCGCAAUUACUUCCACUAUCACAUCAAAUGCUCUAAAGCGUUCAUGCACUCGCGUAUGCGUUAUAGAGUCGACUCCUUCAUCAAGGUCUUGAACCGUGCCAAGCUAGACGAAACGGACGACGGAGAGCAAACGCGGCGCACCAUUACAGGCAGAAAGCUGGUCUACUAA
Messenger RNA from Lachancea meyersii CBS 8951, 969 nucleotides. Lineage: Eukaryota; Fungi; Ascomycota; Saccharomycetes; Saccharomycetales; Saccharomycetaceae. The record is from the annotation of a GenBank genome assembly.